UUGCAAAUAUAUAUCACGACAUUUUAUCAAGAAUCAGUUCUUCAAUAACGACUGAACUAAAAGAUGCUGCGAUACUUUACCACUGUGUUGGUGAUACAAGCAGUUGUCUGUCAACAAAUAACUACUGACGAUACGAAUGUUGGACCUCCUCUAAAUGCUGAUGAUUUUGCUCGUGCCGCAGUGCUACCUAAGCCUAAUAUAACUCAUGAAGAAAUGCACCAGCUUGUAGCUGAAGGGGAACAAAAAGCUUACGUGAAUAAACCAACACGUAACAUUAUGGCACCAAUCAAGAGACGUUGGCCAAACGCUGAGGUUCCUUACACAUUAGACGCUGCAUUUACUGCUGAUGAAAGAGCUGUAAUAGCUGCUGGUAUAGCAGAUAUUCAAGCAACAACUUGCAUUAGAUUCGUUCCGAGGACUACUGAGGCAGACUUUGUGAAGAUACAGACUGGAGAUUCAGGAUGCUAUGCUUAUGUUGGAUAUUAUAAUGGGCAAAACCAAUAUCAUAUCGUGAAUCUUCAACAGAAUGGAUGUGUGUACAAGAAAAUUGUUCUUCAUGAACUUCUGCAUACUCUUGGUGUUAAUCACGAACAGUGCAGACCAGAUAGAGAUGAUUUUCUGAUUAUGCACUGGAACAACCUAAAGGGAACUGCUGCCAAUAACUUCUGGUUGGAUCAAUGGGACACUACUCCUGAUGCUAAUCUCCCCGCAUCUGUUUGUAGCUCUUCAGGGUUAUCAGGUACCCAAACCAGGGACUUCUCUAACUGUUGGUCUGGUGAUAGAGUUACUGCUCAUGGAUAUCCUUUUGACUUUACAUCUGUCAUGAUGUAUGGUCUCAAAUCGUUUGCAGUGAACAGUGCAAAUAAUGUUAUGACCCCUAAAGAUGCUAGCAUCACAACAGUUGGUGGGGAUGACCUAUCUGUUCUAGAUAUCAAGAAACUCUCUGCUGGGUACAGCUGCAGUGCUGCUGAAGUUAACAGCUGUGGAGGCUAUGUGAGAGGAGACAGUGGCACAAUUACAACUGGAGGACAAAGUAGCUGUGAUUGGUUGAUUGAGGUUGAACCUGGAUAUGCAAUCAAGCUUUCAACUACUUCUUUCCAGGCAGUAUGCCCAUCAAAAUUGGAAAUCAGGAAUGGUAACACAAAAUCAUCAGCAAUCAUAAAUUCAUUUUGUGGCGCAGAUGUACCAACCAUGAUCAUCUCUCCUGAUGCAUCUAUGUAUAUUUCCUGGUCCAUGGUGGGAGCUGGACAAUCUUUUACAGCUACUUGGGAGAAGGUGGCAGUUACAUGUUGUGACAGUGUUAAAAUGGCUUCCACUGGAGUUUCCGGAGCCCAACUACCUAGCUAUAUGAUCACAUAUACUCAUGUAGCAGGAGAUGAUGUUAAUGGACGACCUGUUUAUAGAAAUGGGGCCAGAUGGUUAGCAAGCACUGGAACUCAGUGGAUUGUUUCUUCUACGGCAUUUGGGGUAUCUCCUGGAUCCGGAAGUGGAUUGAUGUUUGGAUCAGGAACAUCCAUGUGCCCAACUGGUGUAGGAGAAUGGAGAUUCAAUGAUCAGGUUAUUGGUGGUAUCGUGCCCGACACAGCUCUCACAUCUACAUGUGCAGUUCAAUGCCCUCCUACUAUUCCUGCAGCCCCAAGUGGUGCGGUAACUACUUGGAACUCAGAAACGAAAGUUAACACUGUUGUGUCUUACAAAUGUUCUGAUGAGCAAACCUUGUAUGCCUCCUGUUCAACUGCUGGUGAAUGGACACCUGCUACUAUUCCUGCUUGUGGGGGGACUGAACCACCACCAACUGUACCUACAACUGCUCCUCCUACAGCCCCUCCUACUGCUCCUCCUACUCUCUGUCCAUCAGCAAGGAGGAAGAGAAUCUCCCUAGUAAACCUAAACACCUGCCGGGUUAUACAGUCUCAUGGUUCCUGGGAUGGAGUAACAAAAUAUGGUAGAAGAAGCGGAACAUACUGGCAUAUCAAGCACCCUCGCUGCGACAUUAAGGUCACAUGUGAAGGGUUCAGUACAAGAUCAAAUGCUGAUUGCUCUGGUGGAGAUCUUCUGAAAGUUAUCAGGGGAACCGAUGUUCAGACCUACUGUAAUGAGGAUGGCCCAGACGGAGAGAUCUUCACUAAAAGGGUCAGAACUACAUUCAGGUUUAUUGCAAAUAAAAGACUCCACGCUACUGGGUUCAGGUGCAACAUCAGUUGUGUUUCAUAGAUAUGGAAAUAUUAUUCACGAAAAAUAAUUGGUCAAUUGGGAUAAAACUUAAUCAAACAUUGUUUUUUUUCUUUAAAUAUUUAGAUUGAAUUUAAAGCCAUGGAAAUAUGGAAAUAUUAUUCACGAAAAAUAAUUGGUCAAUUGGAAUAAAACUUAAUCAAACAUUG
This is a messenger RNA of Eurytemora carolleeae, 2381 nucleotides long. RefSeq names its product astacin-like metalloendopeptidase. Gene Ontology annotation, molecular function: zinc ion binding; metalloendopeptidase activity. NCBI's taxonomy places the organism in Eukaryota, Metazoa, Arthropoda, Copepoda, Calanoida, Temoridae. The transcript has 24 exons. The record is from RefSeq and is a predicted model, not a curated record. Gene Ontology annotation, biological process: proteolysis. The coding region runs from base 64 to 2214 and encodes 716 amino acids.